Molecule: messenger RNA, 2295 nt
Organism: Hypoxylon trugodes
Lineage: Eukaryota; Fungi; Ascomycota; Sordariomycetes; Xylariales; Hypoxylaceae
Exons: 2
Coding region: 1-2295 (764 amino acids)
Source: RefSeq, a predicted model, not a curated record
AUGGAGAUACUACCGUCAUAUGAAGAAGCAAUCACAGGUCCGGAUUGGUUAUCCUUGGUAGCUGCCUAUAUCCCAGUGAUUGAUUGGCUACGAUGCUGUCUUGUGAAUCGCCGGUUUUAUCGUCAAUUCGCGCCGCGUCUUUGGAAAGAUCCUUUGGUAACAGUUAGACAGUUAGGGCUACAUCCGAAUGAUGAUUUAUCUUGGUACCGUCGCUUCAUAAAUAAACAUAUCAAAACCACAAGACUGGAAACGAGGUCUUACGUGCGUUCAUUAGACUUCCGAAGUUUCGCGAUACGUGCAUCCGGGCUCUACUCUUCGGAAGCAAGUGAACGUGCAAUAUCGGAAAGCUUCAAGAACCUACCCCAAAUAUUUCCUGGCCUGAUAUGUUUGCUCGUGGACGGUCAUCCGGAAUUGAACCCGGAGUCUUUAGCUACGGCUUCCAAUGCGACAGGAUCCUUACAAUUGCUUGAUCUAGCUCGCUGUCGCCAUGAACUUACAUCGAAGCUCUUCAGUUCUCAAUUAUUUAGGGAUCUAGCCUACUUAGAUAUAUCGUUCAUUCCCGGCUCGGUCAAGACUGCAAUUCAAUCAUCUUUGAACCCCAACUCAUUGCCGGAACUUCGAAUAUUGAAAGUUGCGGGUCGAGAGAUGGAUAAUCUGACGGCCAGUCUGUUACUUCGGACUUUCGGCCAUCAAUUAUGGAGUCUUGAUCUUAGUUACAAUAAACUAGGAGACGAGAUUUUAGAUGAUAUUGUAGAACACUCUGUUUCUCUUUUCACAUUCCAUACUGAGGCACAUUUCGAAAAGGAGGGGAAAUUGGCCUUACCGAAGAAUGUUGGUAACCUGAAACAUGGACUUUUCGAGUUCAUCGAGGAGUCUGGGGAUAGCUAUCGCAAUCAUAACUUGGAGAAAUAUCUCGCAGACUCGCCAUUCUACUCUCGAGAAGUGGAUCGGCCCGAACUACAGGAAUGGCAAGCUGUUCGUCCUGAUGGACUUGCCCCUAUGAGGCGCGACGAUGCCAAUACAGUUAAGAAGUCGCUCCUUGACGGUACGACCUAUAUUUCAAAUUUCAGAGACCAGCCAAGGUUGGGGCAUGGUGGUAUCACACAUCUAUACUUGAACGGAAAUCGGUUCACUGUCUCCGGCAUCGAAAGAUUGGUUAGAACAUCUCGAGGACGACUUGAACAUUUAGAGUGUGGUUCUUGUCUCUGCACCCCAACUCGUUUCCCGAUAAACCUCGACUUAAAAGGUAUAAGGAUUGUCGGAUUGCCUGGCUCUGCGCCCUUAUUUCGAGCCGUAAUAUCAUCCGCAAUUCGGUCUCUUCGAGUUCAUCAUUCUCUUGUGACACAGGUCCCGUCCGUUUCCAUAGAUGGACUUCCUUCGGUAUCUGCCAAACGAUUUGCAGAGGGGACAAUAUUCAGGAAUAUCCGCCGUGUCUAUCCAUUAGCCUUGGGACCUGAUACCAAUCCACGGCUUACAUCGUUAACAUUGACGAAUAUCCCGGCUCGUUCGACAGGUCCAGUCAUCGAACAACUCACCUCGUUCUUAGAUCUUGCAUCUGCGCAACAGAAUGCUAUCAGAGAAGCUAGAGUAAUAUCUAGUGGUCGUGGUUCCUCGGUUCUGAGUGGUCUUCGACGUAUCCGGCUUGAGCUAGAACCCGAAUUUUCGGAGGAUGUCGAUAUCAUCUCGACAAGCAGCGUCGUCGAUUUCGACAAGCUUCUUGAUCCUGCUGAAGAUGGCUUUGGUCAUGACACAUCGAGUUUCUUCGAUAACGACGAUGGAUCUUUCGGGAUUACGUCAAGAGGUACUACCGCUAAAACUCAAACAACACAUAAUACUCCAUCAGCUAAUGUCGAAGAAUAUAUACGAUGGGCCUCGGGACGUUUGAAAUCAUAUCCCUAUUCAAAUACAGAUUCGGAAUAUAUAACCCAUUACGUCGAUGCGGCUCAAUCGUGGACUGGAAACGUCUACUCCAUCCCGGUUUGGAUUGGCCCAGGUACUAUUGGACCACAUGCUGCAGUUAAUGAAUAUAUGUGGAACGUACAAGAUCCAAAUCUUUGUGCUGACGUUGGUCCCGCAACGCCGAAUCACGUCGCUGCUGGGGUACCAUCUAUGUCGUACAUAUUUUAUGCAGCUUGGGAAGCUAUGAUACUUCCUAGGAAAAACGCGAUCCGAGAAGCAGCGAAAAGCUCUACUAGAUUCAAAGAUGUAGCCGCGGCGAUCAAAGAAUAUCGUCUUCGAACGAGGGGUACAUCCAAUCAUUGGGAUGGGAAGCUUGAGUUAGUACGGACGGGUUGA